AUGCAUGCCGACGAUUACUGCGCCUGUGGGAGGAAGGAGGAGGAGGAGAAGCAGGAGGAGGGGGAGGAGCAGGAGCAGGAGGAGGAUGGUAGCUCUAAUUAA
Dibothriocephalus latus is the source of this 102-nucleotide messenger RNA. The record is from the annotation of a GenBank genome assembly. NCBI's taxonomy places the organism in Eukaryota, Metazoa, Platyhelminthes, Cestoda, Diphyllobothriidea, Diphyllobothriidae.